Cloeon dipterum is the source of this 1241-nucleotide messenger RNA. It is a transcript of the gene Xbp1, whose product is annotated as X box binding protein 1. Gene Ontology annotation, cellular component: nucleus. NCBI's taxonomy places the organism in Eukaryota, Metazoa, Arthropoda, Insecta, Ephemeroptera, Baetidae. The transcript is spliced from 2 exons. Gene Ontology annotation, molecular function: RNA polymerase II transcription regulatory region sequence-specific DNA binding; DNA-binding transcription factor activity, RNA polymerase II-specific. The record is from RefSeq and is a predicted model, not a curated record. Gene Ontology annotation, biological process: regulation of DNA-templated transcription. Bases 146 to 796 code for a protein of 216 amino acids.
GAAUUUCAUUGUUGUUUAUUCCACGCAGACAGCUCCGUAUGAAAAGGCUUAGCAUGUGAAGGUCUUUCUUAUUAUCAAACAAACCUUCCACGGAAGACCAUAGUCCCGUCUCACGAGUAACAUCAGUGACCAUCAAUUACCGGACAUGGCUGCGAAGACCAUCUUGAUCGCCCUGCCCUGCGGACCAAGGGACAAGCUGCCCUUGCCUCCUAGGGUACCAGCGAUUUCUAGAACCGUCGAACGUAUCAAAGUGGAAGUUGAUGACGAAGAAGGAUAUGGAUUCGUGAAGGAGAGGAACAGGAAACGGAAAUUGGACAAUUUGACCACGGAGGAGAAAAUUUUAAGAAAGAAAAUGAAGAACCGAGUGGCAGCCCAGAAUUCACGAGAUAAGAAAAAAGCAAGAAUGGACGAUUUGGAAAAGGCACUGGCGCUUGCACAUGAAAAGAUAAAACAGCUGGAGGCCAAGCAAAGUACGUGCACCAGGUGCGGCGAGAAGGUGUCGAGUCAAGGACCCCAGGACUUCGUACCUGCCGUGUCGAAACCCGAUAUCCCUCUGCAGAAGGGCAGGGGUCAUCGGCUCGAGACCCUCUUGCCGGCUUGGUGUUCGGCUUGGGUAUUACUACUGGCGCUGACGGCCAACAAACACCAGUUAAAACAGAAGAUGAUGCAAGAAAUGAUGACGCCGACCUUGAAGACUCGAGUGGACAGGAGAGUGAUGAAGGAUACUCGAGUAGAGAGGAUGAAGUGGUGGGGCUCUCACCAGAAUAUGUGGAACCCAAAGAAGAAAGUUGCUUGAGCCCUGCUGAGACCAUUCCCCUGUCAAGCCCUUCGUCACCCAGUCUCUCGGUCGAGGACGAGCAGGAACUGCUGCAGCUCUUUUCACAACAGUUUUCAGAACCACCAUCGGUUAUUUCUGAUAAUGGAUACCAAUCAGAAUCGCCCAGCAGUGUAAUGCAAGGAUUGGAUGAUUUAUUGGUGUUAUUUCCGGAUCUCCUUUAGAGUGCGUGCUUCUAAAAAUACAGACCAUUGUAAAUAAGAAAUAAGUGUUACAUGUAUUUGUAGUUUUGUUUAAACCGCAUUUACUCCUAGUUGUUAACAAUAAUUGUUUUAUAUUUCUCUGGAAAUAUAUAUUAUAUUAACUUAGAGCACAUCAUGUAUUAAUCAUGCAAAUUAUUCAACUCUAACGGCAUAGUUCCUGUAUCGUUGUAAUAAAUAUAAAGGGCUUGACAAAUUAUUGGAAA